This is a messenger RNA of Plasmopara halstedii, 2637 nucleotides long. RefSeq names its product Transcription factor TMF, TATA element modulatory factor. Bases 1 to 2637 code for a protein of 878 amino acids. Gene Ontology annotation, cellular component: endoplasmic reticulum; Golgi apparatus. The transcript has a single exon. Lineage: Eukaryota; Oomycota; Peronosporomycetes; Peronosporales; Peronosporaceae. The record is from RefSeq and is a predicted model, not a curated record.
AUGUCGUCGGCAUGGGGCGGCUGGGGUACCAAACUAAAUGUGACGUCCAUUGUGUCGCAAGGACUCGAACAGGUUCGAAAUUUGCGCGAUGACGUAGAGAAGUCAUUUGAUCAAGUGGUCACAGGUGUGCCUGGCGUCCGUGGGCCACUGCCGCUCACGGUUUCUGGAUACACAAUUCGGGAUCAGAUUGCAAGCGAGGCCAAUGAAAUAAAUUCUGGAACAGAACAAAUUGAAGCGAGAAUUGAAGAUGUUGAAUUGCGUGAAAUGCGCAGCGAAGAUAGAACUGUGUGCAUGAAGUCGGAGAAACUACCAAGUGGGAACAAGACUGCGGUUAUCGAGGCAGAUGUUACACAGUUUGAUACUCAGCAAGAUCCUCUAGAAUAUGAUGAAAAGGUAACUGGGAACUCUAGAGAUGAAUUGGAUCUAGCAGCCAAUGCUUUGACGAAGCCUGAAAAUAACGAAAAGCGGAAGAAUGAGACUAUUGUCGAGACUAAACAGAUGGAGCUGGAAGAACUACCACAAGAGAUGGAAGUUGAGAUUGAGCGAAAAGACGUAGAAAUCAAUGUGUAUGUGAAGGAGGAAGAUUGUCCAGAUGAGCAGAAGCGAGAGCUAGAGCAGAACGAAUUAAAAGCUGAGUGGAAGGAGGCGGAGCCUGCAGUAAAUUCUAGUCCAGUUGAAGAUGAAGAAAAAAGUCUAGAAACGUCAGCAACAGAAAAAGUAAUCGAAAAAGAGUUGGAAAUUAUUGAUGGCGACGACGUGUCAAGUUUGCGGAAGAAGCUGGCAAUGAGAGAAUCUCAGUUACUGGCAACUUCAAUGACAAUCCAAGAGUUGCAUGAUGAGCUAGACAAGACAUGUCAUCGCGAAGUUGUAGCGGUAGAACGUGCACAAUUUCUGACCGAACAGCUGGAAAACAUGCGUCAUGAAGUAACAAAAUUGACGCAGCUGCAUCGAGACACAAGUACAAGUCAGAAUGCUGAUGUUCUGGCUCUACAACAAGCGCUGGCUGAAAAAGAGGAGAAGCUUAGUGCGUUACUAGACGAAGGUCAAGUGCUUUCUGUGAAGCAGGCGCACCUGGAGCAAAGAUUACGAACUUUGCGUAAAGAGAAAAACGAGGUGGAAGCACGAGUUCUGAAAUUGCAGACUCAAUUGGAAUCUUCGAUCGAAGAAACAAAAGAUUUGUCGACGAAGCUGAAGUGCUGCGAGAAGGAAAAGACACGCCUCGCAUCUGAAAAUCAAGAAUUUAUAGGCAUUACAGACACAAUGAAGAUAAAGCUACAAAGGUCGGAGCAAGAAGCUAAAGACGCGAAGUGUCAGGUAGAAAAUCUUCAAAGUCGAAUCGAAAAGCUGACACGGGAAGUGACUAGCAAAACCGACGAACUGGACAGUUUGAAGACGUCAAUCAAGUCUUCCGAAGCUCUUAACCUUGAAAAAGAGGAGCUUCAACACACAGUUUUGUUUCUUCAAGAGAGUAUUCGCGACCUGGAGCAGGACGCAGCUCGUCGUGAAGAAAUGGCUCGAGCAGAGAUUGCCGAUUUUAAGCGCAAGUGGCAGGAAGCAGUGGCUCGUGUAGAAUUGUUGGGGCUUAGUGUAUCUGAAGCCACACAACCUUUCCUUCGUCAAAUUCAUGAUUUACAAGAAGAGCAGCGUGCGAGACAAGAGAGCUGGAAAGCCACUGAGGCAGCACUUCUUGGCAGGAUCGAGGAGGCGAACGAACAGCGUCGUGUGACUGAACAAGAAAAAUUUGACAUGGAGCAGCAAGUAAACGAAUUUAGAGUAAAGGUGGAGGAGAACGAACUUGAAUUGUCAAAAAGGCAGACUGAGCUGGUUCGUGCACAAGAAGCUCUGGAAAGAACGAAGGAGGAAGAAUAUGGCUUACGUGGACAAGUGGACGCACUUCAGAUUGACUUAUAUCAGGCGAAGCAUCAGCGCGACGCCGAAGCGGCCGCGAAAGAAAAACUACAGGAACGAUUGGACGCUCUUGCAAAGAUUCCCGUGAAGCUAGAGAUGUCAGCCGCCGUCACAGCUGAAUCUGAACAGACUCGGGAGAAUGAGGUACAGCUUCGACAAGACUUAGAAUGGCACCGACAAGAGCUGAAGCGCUUAAAGAACGCGAUGGCUGCCAGAUCGUCUACUGGCUCUCCUUCACAACAAUAUUUUGGAGAAUGUGGCAUUGAUGGUGAAAGUCAUGAAUGCGCGCAAAUGUCUGAGGCGUCCAUAUUAAAAGCAGCGCUGGAGACUACAAAUAGCGACUCGAUCAAUUCGAAAGAUGGCAAUAUGUCAGUUUUAGGACUGAAUCAACUACAACAGAGACUGCGUCUACGUGAGGGUGAGAAUCGAAUGCUUAAGCAGCAGAUUGAAGCUCUGGAGGCUCGACAAAAGCAAACAACAGAUGAGAUCGUUCGCUUAAGCUCGCGCAACGCUCUGCUUGAAAGUGGUGAGGCGCAGCGUGAGCAAGUACAGCUCGAAUUCGAAAAGUUACAAAAACAUCAAGUGGUUCUGCUUGAGCUGUUUGGAGAGAAAGAAGAACAAGUUGAAGAAUUACAGGCCGAAGUGAGCGAGCUUAGAGCAUUUUAUCGGAAGCAACUUGACACAUUGGCCACUCACAACGAUACGCAGCAGAAAAAGCGUGAAAAAUAG